AUGCAAAUGUUUGAACUCAUCAUUUGUUAUCGAAAGCAUCUAAUUGCUGAUCAAAUUUAUGAGAUUAGAUUCACUGAUAAUACUCUCACAUUAACAAAUGUAAAUCUCUAUUUACAAUCUCUAUAGCCCAAGAGACCUGAUACUCCUAAGUACAUCCUCCCUUUAAAUUGGUCCUCCUAAAUUACAUGGCAACUGACACCUAAAGAAAAUGCUUUUGGCUUUUGGACAUCACCCAAAAAAUUUAAAUGGUUUCAUGCUAAACAAAGUGACUUACUCAUUUUAAAGAAGAUUCUUUCCAAAUUUGUUUCAUUUACUAAAGUAUAAGACUUUUAUGAAGCCACAGAACAUUUGGCUAGUGGUAGCAAUAGUCAAGUUUAUCAAGUUGUGAGAAAGAGUGAUAAAAAUGAUAAUUUUGUCACAAAAUGUAUUACUAAAGAAGCAAUUUAGAACUCGGUUGAAAAAAUGGUACAGCAGAAGUCUUAUUUAAUUAGAAUGGAAUUUUCGAUGAAUUAAAUAUCCUUAAACAGUUAAAUCAUCCUAAUCUGCCUCGUUUUGAAGAGUUCUAUGUUGGAGAUGGCACCUAUUAUAUAGUUUUAGAAUAUUGUAGGGGGCAAAGUUUAAAUUCAUACAUUAAAGAAUUAAAACAUUAAUUAAAUGUAAGAAUUAUUUAGAAUAUUCUAUGGGAAUUACUUUAGGGUAUUGCUUAUUUGCAUUCUCUAAAUAUCAUGCAUAGAGACAUAAAACCUGAGAAUAUUAUAUUAAAUAUUCAAGAAAAAAAAAUAGAUCUAAAAAUUGUAGAUUUUGGUCUCUCUGUAAAACUUGAACCCAAAAAAGAACUUAAGAAAUGUGGAACACCAGGUUAUGUGGCUCCUGAGAUAAUUAAUUUAAAAAAUGGAAAAUAUGGAUUAGAGAGCGAUAUUUUUUCUAUAGGGUGUGUAUUCUAUAAAUUGUAAAUUUAUUUUCAAAUUUAUAAGGUUAUUGAGAAAAGAUUUAUUUUAAGGGGAAACUCAAAAUGAAAUAUUAUCAGCUAAUAGAAGAUGCUAAAUUAAUCUUUAAAAUUUAUCAUUAAUACAUAUCCCUAUAACUGCUUAAAAUUUAUUAUCAGAAAUGUUACAAGAAGAUCCUAGAUUAAGAAUAAAAGCUACAUCUGCUUUGUAACAUUCUUUUUUUAGAGAAAAUUUCAGAAUCAGUACUCGUAAUAUUCCACUUACAUUUUCUAAUAAUAGAGCUAGCUUUCUCUCUUAAAAAUCAAAUACUAAACAUCAACAAAGUGAUGAUGAAAUUGUAGUAGAUUAUUUUAAUAAUGAAUUACCUCCUAUUAAUCAAAUUCCUGUUUUUUUAGAAUAUCAUAAAAAUGGACAAAAAAUAAGUUAGAAUCAAGAAAAUUUAAAUUCUUAAUCCACAGAUUCAAAAUUUAUGUUUCGAAAUGUCUCAAAAUCAACAGGUUGA
Molecule: messenger RNA, 1449 nt
Organism: Paramecium primaurelia
Lineage: Eukaryota; Ciliophora; Oligohymenophorea; Peniculida; Parameciidae
Source: the annotation of a GenBank genome assembly